Messenger RNA from Chenopodium quinoa (quinoa), 1395 nucleotides. RefSeq names its product phosphatidylcholine:diacylglycerol cholinephosphotransferase 1-like. The record is from RefSeq and is a predicted model, not a curated record. Gene Ontology annotation, molecular function: diacylglycerol cholinephosphotransferase activity. NCBI's taxonomy places the organism in Eukaryota, Viridiplantae, Streptophyta, Magnoliopsida, Caryophyllales, Amaranthaceae.
UACCCAAAGCAUCAAACCUCUUCCUGUUUUUACAAACCCAAGACCAAAAAUAGCAAUUCUUUGCAAAUCAUCAAGUCAUAAAUUUUCUCUCUCCUCUGACCAGUGCAGUGCCCACAAUUUCUGGGUUCCUAAAUUCCCAGAUCUAAUUACAUCUUUGACAUUUCCCCAUAAAUCCCAUCACAAUCACACCCCAUUCCCUCUUUCUCUCUCUUCCUCCUUCGAUCUCUCCGUCAUUCCCUUUCCCUUUCCCUUCCCCCCUUCUCAUUAUAUAUACACCUCCAUUCUCCCUAAAAUGUCUAUCUUUUACCAUUCCUCAAAACUCUUCCUUCCAAUCCAAACAUGAACUCCGAUUCCCUCCGUAACAGAAAACCACCCCUCAACGGUAUUAGUAACGGUAACGGUGUUUACUACAGUGACGGUGACAGAAUGACGGUGAUGAAAGGGAAGAAAGGAGGAUUGAGUGGGUUUAUGGAAACGGCGUCGUUUAUGAAGUGGGGGAUUGAUGACGUGGCUGGGGUGUUGAAGUAUCAUCCAUUGCCCUGCUUUUUUGCGGUGGCGUUGCUUUUCUUUAUGGGUGUUGAGUAUACUUUACGCAUGAUUCCGAGCGAUUCUCCACCGUUAGAUGUUGGCUUUGUUGCCACUCGUUGGCUUAAUCAUGUCCUGUCUACUAGUCCAUCUCUUAAUACCCUCUUCGCCGCUCUUAAUACGGUGUUUGUGGGGAUGCAAACUACAUACAUUUUGUGGGUUUUCCUUGUAGAGGGACGAGUGAGACCUGGACUUGCUGCCUUGUUUAUGUUCACUUGUAGAGGAAUUCUCGGUUAUUCUACUCAACUACCAUUGCCUCAGGACUUUGUGGGUUCAGGAGCAGAUUUCCCGGUAGGAAAUGUGUCUUUCUUUUUGUUCUACUCAGGGCAUGUUGCGAGUGCUGUGAUUGGAUCUUUAGACAUGAGGCGCAUGCAAAGAAGGGGAUUGGCAUGGACAUUUGAUUUUCUUAAUAUCUUGCAAAUAGUUAGACUGCUUGGAACAAGAGGUCACUACACAAUUGAUCUAGCUGUUGGGGUAGGAGCUGGCAUGUUAUUCGACACUCUUGCUGGAAAGUACGAGGAGAGCAGGAAAAUUUCAGCGGCACCUUCCCCUACUAAUGGAGUCUACUCUUCAAUAAGGUAGUUUUACAAAGAGUAUGAGGUAUGGCUGGGCAGAGUAGGUCCAGGCAAUGUAUGCAUAAAAAUGUACUAAAGCUAGAUGUACAUUAUUGAGUAAUGGCUAAUCUCAAAGGGUUCUUUCAUAAUUUUAACUGCAUUUUGUUGAAAUAUUCUUGUUUUAGCUCACAAUAUACACAUUUACUGUGACUUCAACCAUUGCGAUUUAAAUUUACUAAUUUCUUUAGUUCUCUAU